AUGUCCCGACCAAAGAAGUACGCAACCAAGGCCGAACGCAAGGCAGCAAAUCGCGAAAAGAAUAAGCGGUACUAUGCGAAGAACAAAGACGAAAUAAAUAAGCGCCGAAAGGAGACGCGCGCCUCGAUUAAAGCUCGGGAUCGGCGCCAAAAGGUCUGCAACAAGGCGAAGGCAUCUGUUCAACACACCAAGCCAGUAAUCACCGAAACCGAGGACUCCAGAGUCAAAAUAUCUACAGAAGCAGCUCUAGCGCCCUACCGAGCAUUCAAGUGCCUAGUUGGUGAUGCGCCCUUUGAGUACCAUAACUCAUUUUGCAAGUAUCUCAUUGAGCUGGCGAAGCAAGGCGAAGAUUGGAGAAACGAAAUUCUCAGCGCACACCAGACUCUUCUCCAGGUCUGCGGGAUAGGGCCAGAGUUCCGGAAGGUCGAUGCAAUGCUCAAAGACGUUCAGGAGGCGAUUGCUAAUGUAGAGGAUAUCGAAGUCCAUCUUCUCGGCACUUUCGAUGACUUCCUAACCGCGUUCCAGAGCGGCUACCUUUUGUUCCAGAAGUAG
Messenger RNA from Coprinopsis cinerea okayama7#130, 552 nucleotides. RefSeq lists its product as hypothetical. Lineage: Eukaryota; Fungi; Basidiomycota; Agaricomycetes; Agaricales; Psathyrellaceae. The transcript is spliced from 5 exons. Bases 1 to 552 code for a protein of 183 amino acids. The record is from RefSeq and is a predicted model, not a curated record.